Molecule: messenger RNA, 3767 nt
Organism: Pocillopora verrucosa
Lineage: Eukaryota; Metazoa; Cnidaria; Anthozoa; Scleractinia; Pocilloporidae
Product: allene oxide synthase-lipoxygenase protein-like
Biological process (GO): lipid oxidation
Molecular function (GO): heme binding; oxidoreductase activity, acting on single donors with incorporation of molecular oxygen, incorporation of two atoms of oxygen; iron ion binding
Source: RefSeq, a predicted model, not a curated record
UAAGCUCCUCGAGGGCAUACUAAACAGGUUUGUUUACUGAGGGUCUCUAUCGCUAGGAAACACGUAUUUUCAGUAUUUAUCUUAAAUGACGUGACGGAAACAACCAAAGACGAGGGUGUAAAGAUUCAAAGACAUGACGGAAUAAACAAAGAAAAGAAACACAAUUUAGCAACAAGAUCUACACGGUGAAAACGUUUCAAAGCAGAAUAUCCGGGUAAAGAUGGGGAUUAUUCCUUCAAAGAGGAAGAAGAACAAAGUGAUUGGAACUAUUAAGAGGCCGACGAUUGAAGUAAGCGAAGAACGAGAACCAUGGAAGAAUAUGGGAUUCAAGAUAUUUAAGGAAUCAAUGGGAGUGGAAUUUUUUGAAAAAAAGAUGGCAGAGGCAGACGAGCCUCCACCAGAAGCUGGACCGUUCAGUGCGUCACAAUUAGCACUUUAUGUAAAAAAGUUUCAAGCCGGCUUUGUUCUCAGGUCACUUGUUACACAACAGACGAGAGGUGUAGGUGCAUCUGGGGUUGUAACAGUCCUAAACAACCCUCUCCUCCCUGCCCACGAAUUUUUUUCUGCAGAAAGGGUGUUUCCAGUCCGUCUCCGUCACUGUAAUCUCGUUAAGAUGGACGAUGCCGAAUUGGACAUCAGAUUAACGACUCUCAAGUUUGCCGACAGUGACUUUGAAUCACCUUUCGAUCUGUUUUUGUAUACUGGCGAAGAGGCUGCAUAUUGGAGCCUUUAUAGCUUAGACAAGAUGCUUAGUGCGUUGAAUGGAGACAUAAAAGCAUUUGAGACCUAUUGUGCGGAGGAUCCUUGGCACUUCUAUUUGACCAUUGCUGCAUUUCGUCGAGCUCCUAACUCAUUUACUGAUCAGCGGUAUUACUCGUGGAUGGCGUUUGAAUACAAAGCGAAAGACGGUGUGCCUCGCUACGCCAAAUUUCGCCUCGUCCCUGCUGAUGAUAGAGAAGAAACUGGACUUAUGACAGAAGAAGAGCAAAGAAAACCUUGGGAAACAUUCCGUUGGGAGGGAGAUAGGAGACCUAAAGAUUAUCUAACUUCUGAAUUUGAAGAGCGCAUGUCAGACGGUGGUAUUCAAUACAAACUUCAAAUACAACUACAUGAAAUACAACCCGAGGACUCACAUCUUGUUCUCCACGCGUCUAGAGUCUGGGACCAAGUCACUCACCCUUGGUUGGACUUAGCUAACGUCAAGUUGACUUCACUUAUACCAUUAGACGUAACUGAAUCAACACGCUCUUCGUUAGAAAAUAUGCCCUCAUCUUUGUCAGUGCCACCAGCCAAGACUAUCUACGACUACAAUUCCUCGGCGUACUUGAAAUUAAAAGUACAAUCUGGCUCAAGCAAUAAAUUGAAUCUGCGGCGACCUUCGAAAACCGGGGAAGAUAUGUCCAUUUACUGCAUCUCAGUUUUCACUGGCGAUCGAAAAUAUGCUGGUACCAACGCCGAUGUAACCCUCACCAUCACAGGAACCAAAGGAAGAACAAGACCUCUUUUGAUGGACAAAUUGCUCCAUGACGAUCUUGAAGCUGGAAAAGAAGAUACUUAUCUCCUUGCUGCAGAAGAUGUUGGGGAGCUUUUAAUGAUUAAACUACACAAUGAUCAAAGUGGAUUGUUAAGUGACUGGUUUGUGGAGAAAAUCAUGAUUACCUGUAGCCAAGAUCCCCAGAGGCUUUAUGAAUUCCCUUGCUUUCAGUGGGUACAGAGUGAAUCCGUCUUCUUCGAAGGAAAAGCGUUACUUGUCACAGAGAAGCAGCAUGAAGCAGUGCAAAACCAAAGACGAAUUGAAAUUCAACAGAGACAAGAACUGUUCCAGUGGGGAGACGAUCCUGUAUUUCACUGUUUACCUGGAUAUGUCAAGUCUGAAAAUUGGAAAAAACUACCUAAAGAUGUCCAGUUUACCACUGAAGCCGCCGAUGACCUUCACACAGCCAGACAGAAAGCUCUAAUAAACCUUGGCUUGAUAAAAUUAUGGAAUAUCUUCGAUUCUUGGGAAGACUUUGAUGAUUACCGUAAGGCGUUCGUCGCUUUUGUUGGUGAUGUUCCACAAGCCGCCGACCAUUGGCAAGAAGACAACUUCUACGGAGCGCAGUUCCUGAAUGGCUGCAACCCUGAUACAAUCAAACGAUGUACUGAACUCCCCCCUAGCUUCCCCGUCACACAAGAGCUGAUUGGCAACCUUCUUGAUGAGGGUGAUACAUUAGAGAAAGCAAUGAAAGAAGGUCGUCUUUACAUGGUUGAUUUCAAGAUCCUUGAGGACAUCAAGCUUUACGGCUGGAAUGACGAGAACUUAGAGAAGCGCUACAUAUCUGCGCCGUUUGGGUUGUUCUAUGUCAAGGGCACUGGAGACAUAGCACCCAUAGCAAUUCAGUUCCACCAAGAAACGAAUGAGACCAACCCAAUAUGGACCCCAAAUGAUUCCGAGUUGGACUGGACCUUCGCUAAGAUGUGGUUGCGCACUGCAGACGUUCAGUGGCAUCAGAUGAUCACUCACCUUCUUCGAACUCAUCUGUUCAUGGAACCGAUCGCUGUUGCAACCUGGAGACAGCUUCCCUCCGUCCACCCUUUAUGGAAACUACUGAUACCUCACAUAAAGGGAGUUUUGGCCAUCAACACCGUUGCAAGGGAAUUACUGCUUCCUGCGGGGGGUGUGGCUGAUCACACACUUAGUGUGGGAGGCGGAGGUCACAUUGAUCUCAUGAAAAAGCACUACAAGGACAUAAAUUGGUCAUCGUAUGACCUACCAAAUGUCCUAAAGGAGAGAGGAGUGGACGAUCCAGACAAACUUCCAGGAUUCCACUAUCGCGACGAUGCUUUGCGACUAUGGCAGGCCAUAAAUGACUUCGUCAAAAGGAUGCUAUCGAUUUAUUACAAAUCAGAUGAGGAUAUCAAAAGGGACACAGAACUCCAAGCGUGGAUCGAAGACAUUCACAACAAUGGCUACACUGUCCGGGAGGGUGAGGCGGACCAUGGCUUCCCAUCGUGCGUUGCAAGCUCUGAGCAGCUGGCCAACCUACUUACUAUUGUCAUAUUUACCUACUCUUGUCAACACGCAGCCGUCAACUUUUCUAUGAUGGACGUGUAUGGCUUCUCUCCCAAUGCACCUACUCUCAUGCGACAGCCUCCUCCAACAGAGAAGGGCAAACUGACCAUGGAAGACGUUAUGAAAAGCCUGCCCAACCAGCACCACGUAGGAGUUGCUAUAGCGACCGUCUACGAUCUAACACGCAUAUUUCCUGAUGAGCGUUUCCUUGGUGAUUACUCUGAUGGCUCCUUUACUGACAUGGCUGCCAGAGAGGCCAUUUUGCUCUUCCAAGGAAAACUUAAUCGUAUUUCAAGGUCCAUAAAGAAAAGGAAUGAUACUUUGAAGUUUCCUUACAUUCAUUUACUUCCGGAAAGAAUACCAAACAGUAUAGCUAUUUAGGCAUGGUUCCGCCAAGAUACUCACAUAUCAUUAACACCCAGAUAUGGGUUCCAGUGUGAAAUAGACAGGAAAUACUUCUCAGAAGUACCCUGGAUAUCAUUGAACUGCGCAUCGAAUGAACGAUUCCAGAAUGCUAUUUCUCCGAUGAUAUGAAUCCCGAGUCAAGUUUUUCGUAUGUGCCAUUUGGACCAUGUACUUGUACUCUCUCAGUAUAUAAGGUUGAUGUUCUCUUUCAAGGAUAAAUGAUUAACCAAUAAACAUCCGACGAUGAUCCAAGUCGCAUCAACUUGAUGAUUUAAUCCGAGAAAUGUAGAAAAAUAAAUUUAGAAUAAGA